CGCAAAAAUUUUGAUGUUUUGUUGAAAUAUCAUGUUUAUAUUGGAAUAUCAUUGAAUAUAUUGUCGCUCGUAGUAUUUAAAACGGUAAAUAAUUUAUAUAAGAGUGUGGUAAAUAUACACAUUCGCCGUGGAUCCCAACAUUAGCGUGGAAAUGUGCACCGGGGAGGCGUGGCGGGGUGCGGGGGUGGCGCGCUCGCCCUCCCAUGAAUCGGUGACCACUGAGUUGUCCCUGUUUAGUGUAUCUUCAGCUGCUUCAGAUGCUCGGGUACUCCGAUUACUAGCCUGUAAAGCUGGACAAGGACCUGAUCCGAGUUUGAGGGUGGCCAGUCCUAAUCCUGAGGGAAAAUUGAAACGCGGCUCGGGCGCGCUGCAGGCGGGUGAUGCGUGUCGCGAGCUGCUGGCUGGCUGCGCCGCGCUGUGCGCUCAGCUCGGGCUGCGGCGCUCCUUCAGCGCCGGCGACGUGGCUGCGCCCGCAACCUUCGCCCCUGUGCGCAGUGCUACGUCGGAAGUGGGUCUAUGCGCAGCUCUGGAAGCGAUGACGCUGUCUGCGGCGUCCCGCUCGUGCAGCACCUGGGUGGCUGUAGGAGGCUCGCAGUUACCAUCGCCGCAGAGGUCACAUCCGGUUCAGCCUCCGCAUAGAUCUCUACCCAGCGAUAAUAAGAAGGUCCGUCAGAACUACAUCAAACGUCGUUUGCUGACCACAUACCGAGCUCUGGAGAGGAUGUCCCAGUCGGAAUUCAAUCUGGACAAACUGGAGGCGGCUGCGUCGGUCGCUGUGUCGGGACCGGGCCCCACCACGCUGGCGGUGCCCACCAAACCUGCCAAGUUCGUGCAUCCAGAAGCGGCGAACCUGGCGCUGACGGCGGCCGACCUUGAGCGCGAGCGCGGCCGCCCGUUGUCCAAAUACGAGCGGAACAUGAUCAUCUUCAACUGGCUCCACACCCUGGACGAGGCGGCACCCUUCUAGAGCUUUACGAACUGAUUGGCGCGUGUGGUACUAAAUUAACUAAAAUUGGUGAAUAUUUAUAUAUAUAAAGUUAUUACAACCACCAAAUGUAUUAAUUUUUUUAAAUUAUAUUAUUAGAAUCGGCGUUGCAAUCAAAUGAAAUCCGCUUAAUCUUUAUUAAAUUUAAUGUAAAGCAUGUUAACUGUCUAAUCUAGAUUCUUUACUUAAGAACCGGUCAGGAACUACGAUAGUUACUCAUUUUCUUUAAACAAUAAGAAUACUCAAUUAGAUAUAUAUAAGAGUUUUAUACAUAAUCAAACUAAUAUUCUUGGUGGUUGUAACAACUCUUAGCAAUAACCGACAAUUUCAAAUUCAUCUUCAAAUUUAAUUCAUUUAAGUGUCAGCUUAUUAUUUCUCAAACGUGUGAUUAUAUAACACAAUUAUAUACACUAGCAGCUUUGUAUGUCUAUAUGCUAUACCGAUGGGCUGGUGUAAUGGUGAAUAGCUUUGAGCUUGAACUGACCCGACCUUAUCCGAUACACAAUUUACAAAAUGAAGACUUUCUUGAUCAUUUGGUUACUUAGCCAGUAGUUCACCGUGUAUUGGCACUGGAUGGUGGUGCACUUCAUAAUGUUCCACUGGGCUAAGGCCUCCUCUCCAUUUUGAGGAAAAGGUUUCGGAUCUUAUUCCACCACACUGCUCCUACUAAGAUGUUAUGUCUGUUAUAUAUGCCUGUAAUUACACUGGCUCACUCACCCUUCAAACCGGAACACGACAAUAAUCAAGUACUGCUGUUUUACGGUAGAAUAUCUGACAAAGCCGUACCAUCAGAAAAACUCAUAUCCACAUUAAAUUUCAACUUCGUCGACAUUUAAUUAAUACGUCAUAACAAUUCAAGGUCCUUGUGUAUAUCUGUGCUCUUUCUGCCAUUGGUAUAUACUAUAUACAUAUCUCUCUCUCUCUCUUCACCAUAUUUUAGUUAUUUAUAACUAUCACGUCAUUAAUUACAAGUUUGUGUCGCUAUAUACGGUCCUAAUAUAUAAUUUGUAUAAUAUUCUUAGUACUAUAUGCAAUUGAUAUAUGUUAUUUUGGUUUUAAAUUAUCAUACAUAGAUUAACUUUAGAUAAAUAUUUUCAAUUUUAAACUUUCAAAUAUAUAUUAUAAAUAGAAGAAAGCUUGAAGUCGAACUAAUACUUUACUUAUUUGGAUUAAAUUGUACGUAAAGCUAACAACGGUUUGAAAUAUAGAUUCUACCAAGAAGAACAGAUAAGAAAAUAAAUGUGACAGCUAUUUCUAUAUAUACAAGCUACAUAUGUAUAAUUAAAUUUAGAUAUAUUUGUUUAUGUAUUAAUAAUGAAAAGCCGACGGAUGAACUUAUGUCAUAUUUAUAUCUAAAGCUUCUCAUAAUAGGUCUUUGCUCAACAAUGGGAUAAUUAUAAAAUAUCAUAUAUGUAUCGAUGACUAUUGAUAAUGUUUUUUUUUUUUAAAUAGGAAUCUUUUUGCGUCCGUGUGCAUACCUGCACAAUAGCUAUAGCUGAUAAGCUGCUAUUACACAUGAUUGAAUAUUUUUAAAAUGUUUCCUUCUGUCUCUAGUGAGGCUAUUUCCUCUAGGGGACCAUACUUAGAAUCCCUAUUUAGCUUCGCUUCUAUAAUGUCCGUAUAAAACCAAAAAUAAAUAUAUGUGAAAAAAAUGUACUUAUAUAUUUAUUAUAGAAUAUUAAUUGUUUAAGAAAUCUAUGAUCUCAUACAAAGCUUCUCGCUUGACACUUCCCAGAAAUGCUAUUUAUUUUAUAUUGCUAUUAUAACAUUACAUAAUACACGGUUAUAUAAUGUUUCACAAAAAACAUUUGACAAAUGAUAAUUAAAAAAAAAAAUUAACAAGAAACUCCACAUGAUAAAUAUAUUCAUUCUGCGAACAUGUUGUUUUAUAAAAUAUCAUUUGAGGGACACUCAAUUUGCAAUUGUGCUGAAUGUUAAAGUUUAUGUGGUCUAACUAAACUAAUAUUAGCAUUAUUACAUUACUUAUAAACGCUGCUUAGCAACUAUUUAGUUAAACGCUGAUUUCUCCCUUUCUAUCAAUAUUGGUUUGUAAUUUGAAAGAAGAAGACAGCGUUGUUUAACAAAUCAACGCUACACAAUGUUUAUGAGUAAGGCUGUUAGUCAAUAGUUGUCAAAUGAUAUUUUAUGUAAUAAAUAUUAAAUAAAUUAUAUUUGUCAAAUGAAUUAUUUAUAGAAUCGUUUGGUUUUUUUUUUUAUCAAAUGUUAGAUAGAUCCCUUAAAAUAAUAUAUUUAGUAUAGACAAUAAAUAUGUAUACUUUUAUUAUUUUUUUUAAGAAAAUUUUUGUUAUUUUAUGUAAUUAUUGAUAAAGCUGUAAUAUGUGUGUUCUCUUUUGCAAUUAUUUCAGAAGUGUGCCAAUUUCAUUAGUUUUGUUUGUGAAAACAUUAUCAAAAUCGGCAUAUCCUAUUUGUGUUUUAUGUCCAAAUGCAUGCACAAAUAUGUAAUAUCAUUCCUAUUGUAUAUAAUAUAAAUAGUUUGUAAGAGAUGUUUAACAAAUAUUUUUUGCAAAUGGUAAAUUAAUUCAUAAGAAUGUAACUUUUGUUUUUGAUUUGCACUAGUCAAGUUCCUAAUUAAACUAAUUUAUUUGAAUCUCAUUCGAACCGGGCUAUGUUAUUUAAAAAAAAACGAUUCGUUUAGCUUACGGAUGGUAAAAUUAUUUUAAUAACGAAUCAUUUCUUGAGCAUCGGGUCGUUGUUACAUCGGUUACCUGCAAGAAAUUAUUGAUUGCAAAAAUAAUAAAUACACCGUGUAAAUGUUUGUCGGUCUCAGUCGGUGAAGCGUGUGUGUGAAUAUGUGACACGACCACUACAUAUGCAACUAAUAUUAUUUAAAAAAACAUUAUUAAUCUUACGGAAUAAAUAUCUGAAAAUAGAUUUUUUAAAUAAAACGUGUGGUACUUUUAAAAUUUACAUUUGUAUAACAAUAAACUUCACCUAUUGGUAUAAUAGAUUAAAAAUUUUCAAUUUUUUUUUGUAUGCUACUUGAUAUUUGUGAAAUAAUCUGUGACAUGACAUACCGUUAGGCGCUCAAUGAAUUGGAAACAAGCUUGUCAUAAUAUUGUAAUUCGAUAAUAUAAGACAGAUUUAAGUAAUCAAAAGUUGAGUACAGCGGUGCUAUUCUGUAAGACAUCGUGACAUGCUGAAAGACUGUGUUUCGCCAUUUUAAUUAGUGUCUCAUUUGUGUGAUAUAUAUAUUAUAAUAAAAAUCGCAUAUCUCUGAAAUUUCUGGAUGUUCUUACAGAAUAGCUAAGCUAAAAGUGUUCUUGCAGUGAGCCAAUGUAAUGAUAUGAGUUUUAUCAUUUUUUGUCUAUCCAAUUAUUAUAUUAAGGCAAUACAGUAUUCUCUUAUAAGCUAUUGUACAAUUAAUUCCUUGGAGGUGAAGUGUUACAUAUGAAAUAAAUGUUAUGUGAAUGAA
This is a messenger RNA of Nymphalis io (European peacock), 4418 nucleotides long. RefSeq lists its product as uncharacterized. The record is from RefSeq and is a predicted model, not a curated record. NCBI's taxonomy places the organism in Eukaryota, Metazoa, Arthropoda, Insecta, Lepidoptera, Nymphalidae. The coding region runs from base 152 to 967 and encodes 271 amino acids. The transcript is spliced from 9 exons.